AUGGUCCUGAGGAGGGUUGGUUGUUCAGGCUCAUGUCAAAAGACUGAUUUGGCAUCUGAGCUGAUCCAGCAGGCUUUGCUGUCCCAGAAUGCCGUGCAGCAGAAGGAGGCCAUCACCAAACCAUGUCAGGUGUCCUCCUUCCUUUCCUGGAAGCAGAUGAGGGAUAGCCAGGAUCAGGAACUGAAACAGUCCAACCACAAGAGGCCAAAACUGGUGGUCAAGGGCCCCAGGAGCAUUCUCUCUCAGAAGCAGCAGCAACAGAGGAACAAGCCCACUGGUACAUCAAUUCAGGCAUCUGGCAGCAGGGGGCGCAAGAGAAUUGGGACAGACAGGCUCCUCUUCGCCUUCCUCUAUGCCCAGCUAUGGCUGGUGCUCUGCUACCGCCACAAGCGCUUCAGCUAUCAGACGGCGUUCCUCUUCCUGUGCCUGCUGUGGGCCGCCCUCCGCGCCCUCCUCUUCUCCUUCUACUUCCGCGACUGCGUCACGGCCAACGCGCUGGGGCCCUUCGCCUUCUGGCUGCUCUACUGCUUCCCCGUCUGUCUGCAGUUCUUCACGCUGAGCCUCAUGAACCUCUACUGCGCCCAGGUUGGGACAGGAUUGGCUCCCAGGGGCCACCUUGAGGGAGGAGGGUCUUGGAGAGGGACAUUGGCCAAAUUGAUGCAAUUUUGGGUGUCCAUUAGGGUCUUAAAUGAGGAUUAUAGUUGGAUGGCUUUCAUUUAGAUAUUCAUACGCCAUAGUUCUGAGUACCAAUGCAUGUUAACACAUUGAUGCGUGA
Messenger RNA from Esox lucius (northern pike), 775 nucleotides. RefSeq lists its product as uncharacterized. NCBI's taxonomy places the organism in Eukaryota, Metazoa, Chordata, Actinopteri, Esociformes, Esocidae. The record is from RefSeq and is a predicted model, not a curated record. The coding region runs from base 1 to 720 and encodes 239 amino acids. Gene Ontology annotation, cellular component: lysosomal membrane. Gene Ontology annotation, biological process: regulation of autophagy; positive regulation of TORC1 signaling; negative regulation of bone resorption. The transcript has 2 exons.